Messenger RNA from Capsicum annuum, 1044 nucleotides. Its product is annotated as molybdate transporter 1. Gene Ontology annotation, biological process: molybdate ion transport. The record is from RefSeq and is a predicted model, not a curated record. Lineage: Eukaryota; Viridiplantae; Streptophyta; Magnoliopsida; Solanales; Solanaceae. Gene Ontology annotation, molecular function: molybdate ion transmembrane transporter activity.
AAGUACAUUAGAAAUGUACAAGAUUUCGCGAAGUCGAAAUCUGGUAAAGAGAGGGAUUGGCUGGGGUUGGAUGGAUUGUUGUUGGCUUUGGUAUGUGCUGUUUUUAUUCUGAUUGUGAAUGGUGCUGGUGAAAAUCAGAAUGAGGAUCAAGAAAGUACAGAAAGUGAAACAGGUUAUUUGAGGAAAAAAGUUCGGAAAAUAAUUUUUUCUCUUCCUUCUGCUUUCUUGAUCUUUUUGUUAGGUGUUGUUUUGGCUAUUAUAAGAGGGCCUAAAGCUGUAAAAGGGUUUAAAUUUGGUCCAUCAAGAAUUGAAGUUGUGAGUAUAUCAAAACAGGCUUGGAAGGAUGGGUUUAUUAAGGGUACUGUUCCUCAACUCCCAUUAUCUGUGUUAAAUUCUGUGAUUGCUGUUUGUAAACUGUCAACAGAUUUGUUUCCUGAGAAGAGGGAAAUUACGGCUACGUCGGUGUCUAUGACGGUGGGGUUGAUGAACUUGAUAGGGUGUUGGUUUGGUGCAAUGCCAUGUUGUCAUGGUGCAGGAGGUCUAGCAGGGCAAUACAAGUUUGGUGGUAGGAGUGGUGGAUGUGUGGCACUUCUUGGUGUGGCUAAGUUGGUUUUGGGAUUGGUAUUAGGUAGCUCAAUGGUGAAGGUUUUGACACAAUUUCCUGUUGGGGUCUUGGGAGUGCUUUUGUUGUUUGCUGGGAUUGAAUUGGCUAUGUGUUCAAGAGACAUGAACACCAAGGAAGAUGCAAUUGUGGUACUUGUUUGCACAGCAGUUUCACUUGUUGGUUCUAGUGCUGCGUUGGGUUUCUUGUGUGGGAUUGUGGUUCAUUUGAUUCUUAAGAUGAGGAAUAUGGAUAGUGAUGGUCAUUCUUGUUCUAGUGUACUUUGGUUUCAUAGAAACCCAUAAGCACCUUUUAUGUUUGUGUUAGUCAUCCUAUUGUAAAUAAAUAAUGUAUACUUUUUUUGUUGUUCGGGUGAUGGUGAUGUUUCGACCAGCUUGUGUGCACUUUGAUUAUUUUAUCAAGUAUCUUCUAUUUCUCACUAA